AUGUCGGAAGAAAGCAGCAGCUCAUGGGGAGAAAUAGACAACGAGAUCGACAAGGGUCUUAUCAGUCUCUUUGUGAUCUUUCUUCUUGCUGCUGAGAUUUUGGCUGAUGAGCCAACAUACAACGUCGUAAACUUUGGAGCUAAAGGAGAUGGCAACACAGAUGACACUCAAGUUGAUGGAAAUCUUAAAAGAACAAAUGAAAUAUGGAAAGAAAAGUUCAAUAGCUGGCUUCUUUUCAUUCGAAUCAACGGCCUAAACAUCUACGGCUCCGGCGAGCUCGAUGGCCAAGGGACAAACUGGUGGUCAUGCAAAGAGAAAAAUCAAUGUCCAAUGGAAGCUGCCAAUGGUCUUAUCAGUCUCUUUGUGAUCUUUCUUCUUGCUGCUGAGAUUUUGGCUGAUGAGCCAACAUACAACGUCGUAAACUUUGGAGCCAAAGGAGAUGGCAACACAGAUGACACUCAAGUUGAUGGAAACCUUAAAAGAACAAAUGAAAUAUGGAAAGAAAACUUGAAUAGCUGGCUUCUUUUCAUUCGAAUCAAUGGCCUAAACAUCUACGGCUCCGGCGAGCUCGAUGGCCAAGGGACAAACUGGUGGUCAUGCAAAGAGAAAAAUCAAUGUUCAAUGGAAGCUGCCAAUAGUCUUAGGCUGCUGAGUUGCACAAAUGUACAGAUAUCGGGGUUGAAGCUGAUCAACAGCCCCAUGAUGCAUAUAUCGGUGGGGAAAAGCACCAAUGUCGACAUCAGAGGGAUCACCAUCUCCUCCCCCGGCGACAGCCCCAACACCGACGGCAUCCACAUCCAGCAAAGCCAACAUGUCAUGGUAACAGACUCCGUAAUUGGCACAGGAGAUGAUUGUGUGUCGAUGAGUGAUGGUGCUGUGGAUGUUUCUGUCAACAAUGUAGCAUGUGGUCCUGGCCAUGGAAUAAGUAUUGGGAGCUUGGGCAUAGCUGGGACCGUGGCAACAGCAUCAGACAUCUACGUUUCCAACUGCAACUUGUCCCAAACGACCAAUGGAGUCAGGAUCAAAACAUGGCCGACAACAGCAGUCCAAGUGAGCGAUGUGAAAUAUCUCUCUGUGGCAGGAAGCUCAACGAGUAGUGUAGCAAUUGCUCUGAAUUGCAGCCAAACUGUGCCUUGCACCGGCAUCACCAUGGACAAUGUUAAUUUGUGGUCUGCAAAUCAAGGACAGCAGGUGCAGUCUAACUGCAUCGACGCCAAAGGAUCCGUAAAAGAUAAAGUCUCGCCUGCUGUCCCUUGCUUGUCUCAAUGA
Messenger RNA from Zingiber officinale, 1269 nucleotides. RefSeq names its product probable polygalacturonase At2g43860. Bases 1 to 1269 code for a protein of 422 amino acids. Gene Ontology annotation, molecular function: polygalacturonase activity. The transcript is spliced from 10 exons. The record is from RefSeq and is a predicted model, not a curated record. NCBI's taxonomy places the organism in Eukaryota, Viridiplantae, Streptophyta, Magnoliopsida, Zingiberales, Zingiberaceae. Gene Ontology annotation, biological process: carbohydrate metabolic process.